Molecule: messenger RNA, 1372 nt
Organism: Oncorhynchus gorbuscha (pink salmon)
Lineage: Eukaryota; Metazoa; Chordata; Actinopteri; Salmoniformes; Salmonidae
Product: proteasome subunit alpha type-6-like
Exons: 7
Coding region: 229-969 (246 amino acids)
Biological process (GO): ubiquitin-dependent protein catabolic process
Cellular component (GO): cytosol; proteasome core complex; proteasome core complex, alpha-subunit complex
Source: RefSeq, a predicted model, not a curated record
GUCUUCUCAUGGUUCAUUGAAAAAAGAAAGAGAAAGUACAACUCCACCGGGAAGUUUAACAAACACCUUUAUCAUCGUCUGCUCUCUAUUGUAGACUGUUCUUCUUGUUUUACUGCAACAGACAACAAUGGUGAAUAUAGUCCUAUAAGGCUAUUAGGAUACUGCAGAAAAGGUAACAGGUAACUCGCCGAAAGUUCACUGUAGGUGUGCAUCAUUUGACGCAAAGCAAUGUCCCGUGGUUCGAAUGCUGGAUUUGACCGACACAUUACGAUUUUUUCUCCAGAGGGCCGCCUCUAUCAAGUCGAGUAUGCCUUCAAAGCCAUCGCGCAGGGUGGGUUGACAUCACUGGGCGUGCGGGGGACAGACUGUGCUGUGGUGGUCACACAGAAGAAAGUGCCGGACAAGCUGCUGGAUUCUGCCACUCUGACCAACAUGUACCCACUUACCCCACGCAUUGGAUGUGUGAUGACAGGACACAAUGCGGACAGUCGAUCCCAGGUCCACAGGGCACGAGUGGAGGCCGCCGAAUGGAAGUACAAGUUUGGCUAUGACAUCACAGCAGACAUGUUGUGUCGGAGAAUGGCGGACAUCUCCCAGGUCUACACACAGAACGCUGAGAUGAGACCUUUGGGAUGCUGUAUGAUCUUGGUGGCCAUGGACCCCCAGCUGGGUCCCAUGCUGUAUAAGUGUGACCCAGCAGGCUACUUCUGUGGCUUCAGGGCCACCAGCGUGGGGGCCAAGCAGACAGAGGCUAACAGCUACCUGGAGAAGAAACUGAAGAAGAGGCCGGAGCUGUCAUAUGAGAUGACUGUGGAGUUGGCCAUCUCCUGUCUCUCUUCUAUUCUGUCCAUGGACUUCAAGCCCAGUGAAAUUGAAGUGGGUGUGGUCACUAAGGAAAGCCCCAAGUUCAGGACACUCUCUGAGACAGAGAUCGACACUCACCUGGUGGCCAUUGCUGAGCGGGAGUAGAGGUGCAGCCAUCCACAUACAGUACUUCAGGUGUCAGGCUGACUAACUAACUGACUAGCCUAGUGGUUCAGUAAUAGGACAAUAAUUCUACUUCAGUACAAUACUUGGAUAUGUUUCUACUUUCCAACUAUUUACAUCUGCACAGGUUGAUUUUCACCUUCAGUCUGCAUAUCAAAUCUUCAAGGACAUACCGCCAGGCUGUAACUAGGAUUCCCAUGUUGUUGGAUUGGUUUGAUCCUGUGGACCGUUUCAUCCAUCCGAUUGUCUGUAUCUCAUUGAACCACAUUGUUUAUGACCACCAAAAAGGGUUUUAGCUGCCCGUGCCCAGAGCGUUACUCAUGUCAUCUAUCACCUGCCACAGAAACACUGUCUAACAGAAUAAAACACAUCAAGUAAAACAAAA